AUGGCCACCAGCAGUUUCUCAGCGGAGCACGAAGAUGAAGCCCCUCCCGAGGUCCUCAUUACUUACAAAGUCCUAGAGGUAUUUCCCAGAAGCCGCCGAGUUCUCAUCUCCUGCCACGCGGCCCGAAAGCCCCCGCCUGUCAAGUAUCUCCUGUGGGGCAGCAGGGGAAUCCUGGUGGCCCGGAAGGUAGUGACCACCGGGGAAGCAGCCUCCUUCUACAUCAAUGUCACGCUCAAGUCCAGGCCAGACCUGCUCACCUAUUCCUGCCAGCUGGACUCGCCCUGGCUGAACACCCGGCAUGACUCGCCCCGGAGACAACCGACCAGCAGCGAGCUACAGCUGUACUGGGAAUUGUGGGCCAAACCGGUGUCCCAGCCACAGGCCAACUUCACGCUGCAAGACGACCGUGAGGGUGCCCUGGUGCAUGUGUCCUGCCAGGCACAGGCGGGCAGUCCCCCGAUCACCUACAGCCUGGUGGGGAAGGACGGGCAUGUCCACACGCGCCAGACGCCCCGCUACGGGCAGCCUGCUCACUUCUCCCUCUCGGUGUCCCAGACGUCCCGCUGGUUCCAGUGCCAAGCUGAGAACAACGUCAGCAUCGGACACAGCCCCCUCACACUGGUGCCCCCAGGACUGCUGCCCUCGGUGCCCACCUUGGUGCUGGCCAGCAGCCUCUCCUCCAUCGCGGCCAUUUCCUCAGGGAUGCUGGGCUGGACCAUGAGGACCAGGACCCACUUGGAAUUGCCCUAUCAGCGGCUGAGUCUCAGUUUCCCUCCCAUAAAGCCUGGAGUAGAGCUGCGCUUGCCGCUGGCUGUGAGCUCCAAGAUGGGCCUGGUGAAGCUGCCGAACAGCCCCGCAGUUGGAGAGAAGGGCCACUCGCGGAUUCCAGAAUCCUGCAUGCAUAACAGCUCGGGAGAGGGGCGACUGCAGACAGAAGGGAGGGUCGGGGGAGGGGGCAAAGGCUGCCUGGACAUCAGUGGCCCUGCAGAGCCGCCCAGUGGGGACCUGAGGGUGGACUGCAGACUGGAUUGA
Suncus etruscus (white-toothed pygmy shrew) is the source of this 1032-nucleotide messenger RNA. It is a transcript of the gene C1H17orf99, whose product is annotated as chromosome 1 C17orf99 homolog. Lineage: Eukaryota; Metazoa; Chordata; Mammalia; Eulipotyphla; Soricidae. The transcript has 9 exons. The coding region runs from base 1 to 1032 and encodes 343 amino acids. The record is from RefSeq and is a predicted model, not a curated record.